Molecule: messenger RNA, 1513 nt
Organism: Vollenhovia emeryi
Lineage: Eukaryota; Metazoa; Arthropoda; Insecta; Hymenoptera; Formicidae
Product: nose resistant to fluoxetine protein 6-like
Exons: 9
Coding region: 172-1359 (395 amino acids)
Molecular function (GO): chromatin binding; acyltransferase activity, transferring groups other than amino-acyl groups
Source: RefSeq, a predicted model, not a curated record
AAAUACGUGUCCCAGGAAAUAGAAAAAAAUUUUAAUUUACCUUCACAUCCGGAGAAUAAAAUUGGAAAAAUAUUAAGAUAUUUUUCCGUCUACACAAAUACGAAAAAAAUAUUUAACCAGGAAUUAGAUACUGGUACAAUACCCGUCAUUCAUGGCUUAAAAUGUUUAAGCAUGUGUUGCAUAAUCACGUUCCACAGUAUAUUUUUUACAUGGGAUACUCUUGAAAAUAAAAUAGGAUUUUGGAGAUUCUGUGAAAACUAUAUGUAUUUCAUUGACAUCGACUUGCUAUCAGUUGAUGUUUUUUUUCUCUCAAGCGGAUGUUUAGUGACUUAUACAUACUUGCGACGUACGAACGGAAAAAAGGAGCCUACUGAUUGCAGAGAGAAAUUAAUUGAACUCAUUACUCAUAUAAGAAAAAGAUUUAUAAGGUUGACGCCGGCUUACAUGGUAGUAAUUGGACUAUCACAAUUAAGCUCUGCUUGGUUCGAUAAGACAUCGCAAUUUUACGUGCAUGAGAGGUCGCACGAAACUUGUCCGAAGUACUGGUGGAGAAAUCUUUUAUACAUAAAUAAUCUUUUUCCUAUUGAUGACAUGUGCCUGACUUGGAGCUGGUAUCUAGCUAAUGAUAUGCAAUUUUACGUACUCGCUAUCAUGCUUUUGAUUUUUUCGACUGUAUACUUUUACGUUGCUGUUACGAUAUUGAGUGCACUUUUAAUAGGCUCCACUAUUCUUAGCGGUUAUAUUGUAUACGUUCACGAAUAUACCCUGACAUUAGAUGAACUGUUUAGACUUGCGGAUAUGAUAUAUACACCACCAUGGAUGAGAAUAAAUCCAUAUGUUAUUGGAAUGAUUGCAGGCUACGUUUUAACAAAAUUGAACAAUACUUUGGCCUUGAAAAGGAAAGUUAUAAGGUUGUGUUGGUUCCUUGCUAGUGCUUGCAUUAUUGGUGUAUUCUUUGUGGUUUACAAGCGACGCCUAUCCGUUCUGGCUACUGCUAUUUAUGUAGCACUAUACAGAAUAUUUUUUGCUAUAGGUAUAGCAUGCAUUGUAAUAAUGUGUUCCACUAACCACGGAGGAAUCGUUAAUCAGUUACUAUCGUUCAAAGGCUGGAUCCCUUUUAGUAAACUCACGUACUGUGCUUAUCUUUUAAAUCCAGUCAUUAUACGGUCAAUUAAUUUAUACGGUAAUAUUGCAACGCAUUUUGAAUUUCUGCCUGCUGUUGUUAUGGGUGUGGGAUAUAUUGCGAUCAGUUACUGUUGUUCCUACGUGUUGUCUUUGAUGGUGGAGAUACCCUGUAUCUCGUUGAUGCAAAUGUUCACCCCCCACCGUAAUAAAAUUUAUAAUAAGAAAGUAUUGUAAUAUUAUAUACGAAAAUAUAUAAUAUUAUAACAUACGAAUGGCAGUACGUUAUUAUAUGUAUAAUACUAGUAUGGUAUAUAGUAUGAGUUUAACUUCAGAAAAGAUGUAAUAUCUCGAGACAUGUAACGCAAUAAUAUAUCUUUAUAUUUGCGAA